Spodoptera exigua (beet armyworm) is the source of this 1135-nucleotide messenger RNA. The record is from the annotation of a GenBank genome assembly. NCBI's taxonomy places the organism in Eukaryota, Metazoa, Arthropoda, Insecta, Lepidoptera, Noctuidae.
UUAAAAAUUGAAAUUUGAAAAUAUGGAUAAAAUAGUUUUUGUAGUUUUUGCCACGCUUAGCUGCGUUUUAUUUGCAUCAGCAAUUGAAAUUGAUACUUAUGAUUUUUUGAUGCCCAAUGUUUGGCCACACAAGGAUGAACUCUACUUAUGCACGCCGAUCAGGAUCUCGCCGCACAGCAACUAUUACCUAGUGGGAUUUGAACCGAACGCGACGAUGCACACAGCUCAUCACAUGCUGUUGUAUGGAUGCUCAGAGCCGGGAUCCAAUGAGUCGGUUUGGAACUGUGGUGAGAUGCAGACUAACGACAUAGAUUCGCUGUACAACACUGCUAGUCCAUGCCGCUCCGGAUCUCAAGUCGUUUACGCAUGGGCUCGGGAUGCGCCAAGCCUACACUUGCCAAAAGACGUCGGCUUCCUCAUCGGAAAGGAUUCGCCUAUCAAGUACCUGGUUCUGCAAGUCCACUACAUGCAUCGUUUCCCAGAGGACAAAACCGACAACUCUGGAGUUUUCCUGAAAUACACAAAGCAAAGCAUGCCCCGUCAAGCUGGCGUGUUCCUACUGGGCACCAGUGGCGUGAUCCCGCCUCGUAAGGUGGAACACAUGGAGACUGCCUGCACCAUCAACGAGAACAAAGUCAUACAUCCCUUCGCCUUCCGUACUCAUACACAUGCUCUUGGAGUCCAAGUGACCGGUUACGUAGUUCGCCAAGACGAGAACGGUGACGUAUGGACGUUGCUCGGCCGCAAGAACCCGCAACUACCGCAGAUGUUCUACCCCGUCGUCAACACGCAGCCCAUCGAACGAGACGACGUGUUAGCCGCUCGGUGCAUCAUGAACAAUACACAUAACUACGCCGUGAAGAUUGGAGCAACAAACAAAGAUGAGAUGUGCAACUUAUACCUGAUGUAUUGGGUGGAGAACGACACUCCACUAAAACAAAAGUACUGUUUCUCUGCUGGCCCUCCCCACUACUAUUGGAACCGUGCUCGUGAAAACCUCAUGAACAUACCACCCAUCGAGAUUUAAAUAACCAACCAGAUCUUUUCACAACACUGACCAAAAAGGUGAGUUUGACAAAUGGUAAUGGAUAACGAGAUUAGAAUUUCAGUUCUAAUUGGAACUUUAUUUUAUAUG